Geodia barretti is the source of this 1140-nucleotide messenger RNA. NCBI's taxonomy places the organism in Eukaryota, Metazoa, Porifera, Demospongiae, Tetractinellida, Geodiidae. The record is from the annotation of a GenBank genome assembly.
UACUGGUGGGGUGGUGGAAGAGGGAGGGGUGGCCACAGUCUGCUCCUGCAUCAUCUCCCCCAGAGCUGUGGACCGCACCAUUGCUGUAAUGGCAAAAACGGCCUCUCUCACUGCUACUGCUGAUGUGGAUUAUACACCCGUUGUCAUCAUGAGACUGAGUCUGAACGGAACUCGCAGAACUGAGUGUUUCGAAAUUCAGACCUUUGACAAUGACGGACCCAACUAUCCACUAGAGUUUAAGGUGCGGCUUGGGGUCAGUGGUCAAGCUAACAUCCAACAGGAACGUGAUUCAGUGACAGUGACAAUAACUGAUGAUGAUGGUACUCCCCUUGCCCCUGUAAUAACUGACAUCAAAUUGCUGGAGUCAGACAGAGAUGAUGGCCAGAGCAAGUCCUACAACUUGACCUUUUCCUGGAAGGUGACUCUUGAUGAACUGAGACCAGUUGACUUUUUCACGGGGACACUCACGCUCCGUGGUGUCAGAGACACAAACUCUAGUAGUGAUGGUGACGGGAAAUCCAAUUCAAAGUCUUACAACUUCACAGUAGACGGAAACACUACCACGGAGUAUACUGUGGUGGGCGUGGAGCCGGCCUCAGAGUACACCGUGACAGUUUGUGCAUGGAACAGUCGUGGAUCAAACUGUAGUCUCCCGGGGACCCACUCAUCCAAAGUGGGCGGAGUUAAGGAGGACGAAGAGGAUGACGGACUCCCAGCUGGUGUGAUAGUGUCCAUCGUACUGCUGGUGGUGUUUGUCCUGGUCUGCUGCUGCCUCUGCUGUCUCUGUUUCUGUCUCUUCUGCUGCAAAUUCAAACUCAGCGACUGGAUCUCCUAUCGCCCUGAGAAAAGAGAAAAGAAAUAUGCAGCAGAGUAUAAAAGCUACCGAGAGUGCCACACCUGGCAGGGAGGGUAUAAGACCCAGAGCUAUCACACCUGGCAGGGAGAGAUUGACAGUGACUUUGACUCUGACCUUGGAGAUGAAGUUUAGCAUUACCAAUGACCAAGUAGUAUUAAGUUUUUAAACUCGUUUUUAAUGCACAUAAAAAAUGCACACUGACUCUUUUUAUUCCUGUGACAGUUUUUCUUAGCUGUAUCAUUACAUCAUGUGGCUUUGCAUAACUGUGUCCAGCAAAAGUCGAU